CAAAAAUUACAGACUGUCAUAAUUUUGUUGAACACCUAUAAAAACAAGUUAUUUGAAAUAACCGCAUUUAACGAACUAGUUUCCGAGGCAACGAAAAACUAUGCCCAUUUGCAUAAAUAAAUAAACCAACAAACAUAAACGCUGCCAAACUUGACGAAUGCGUUGGAAUUUGUCUACCGAAUAAUACAUAUAGCGUACAUAUGUAUACAAAUUCUUAUUAGAACCCCACACUCCACAAAAACCCCAGAGAGCGCCAAAAGCCCCCAAGUUUGGGCUCCGCUCUUCGGUUGGCUCUCUUCCAUCGAUCAGUUGUUCGCUUACCGCUCAGCUGCUCGGUUGAAACUUGGGAAAUAAACCGCAAAAUUGACAACAAACCGCGAAUGACUUAAAGGCAGAAAAAGCAAACAAAGCUAAUCACAAUUUGUUGUAAAUUUUUGCCAUUAAUUUAAAAAAAGUUUCAGAAAACUUAUUGAGUGCCAACCCGCCGUACGGAAUAAUUCAAAUAAUAAAUUAAAAACGACUUUGUCGCCACUGAUAAGAUUUCUCCCCUUAUCAAAAUUCAUAUAAACUGAGUGUUUAGUUUGGUGUAUGUGCGCUUUGGAUGAGAUAUACUACAAAUGUGCUUCAUUAUAAAUAAAUUUUCGUCUUAAUCGCCACAUGUGUGACCUAGUUAAAAAAACAACUCACACUCACGCAUAAAAUAACAAUGAAAUGUACAUAUAAACGUGGACCUCACCAUGCAUAAUAAUUAAUAACGAAAACGAGGAUGAGGAAAAAUUAACCAAAAAUACAAUUUCAAUUAAUUUGUAAACACCGCGAGAGGGAAAUGUUUAAUCUGUGUGCAUUUAAUUGAAAAUUUUCGAGGAAGUAAUAUAAAAACGCUUUUACAACAAAUCAACACAGCAUCAUUUUCUGGCUUGUUUAUACGCAACGAGGUGUAGAAAGGAAAGCAGCAGAUAAGAUACUACUGCAAGACAACAUCGGGCCUGUGCGCCCAUCUAGAGAAGGAGAGGGAGAAGUAGCUAUAAUCACAGAGCAGAGCGGGAUUACCCGCGAGAUACAAUGACAGAGAAUCAGCUGUAUCCCAUGUCAUCGGAAUUCUUUGACACCGGCUCGAACAGCAGCAACAACACACUCAAAUACGAUCUGUAUUCGCUGGGCUCCACCGUUGUGGGUGCGGCCCUGCCCACGCUGACCAUUAACACGGGCUAUGGUCACAGCAGCAGCAGCAGCAGCAACAAUAAUAACAAUAACAACAGCAGUAGUCACAGCAGCAGCAGUAGCAGCAACUGCUCCACCAGCACCACAAAUACCUGUAAUGUAAUGCUAAGUACAACGGCCAUAACAAUACCACGCAGCAGCAACCACAACCAGAAUCAUCAUCAUCCGUACCAGCAGUCGGAUUUGCAAACACCGCGACAUCAUCCCAGUCCCAUACACACAUUGCCCAGCAUGACCCACCAGCAACACCACCUUCAGCAGCAGCAGCAGCAACAGCAGCAGCAACACCACAACCAACAGCAGCAGCAGCAACAACAGGACCAGCUGCAACAAUCGCAUUUGGCAUUGGGGGAGCUCUCGGACUUUGGUCUGGAUGCACUGGAUGCCGCUUCCCUUUCACCCACUCUGCUGCAGGAUGUCAGCCUGAGUGCAGCCUCUCCGCUGAACUCCACCCUCUACAACGGCAACACCAGUGGAGGAGGAGCAGGUAGCAGCAAUGGUGGCUACUUUCCACCAGAUAUGUCGCACAGCCUCAGCCUAAAUGUAGUCAGCGAGCAGGUGUUGCUCCAGGAGGCUGUUGCCCAGAAUGAGUUGCUCUACGAGAUGACACCCAACUCGAAUGCCAUGUGGAGUGAUAUCAGCAGUGCCAUUAUCCAUACCAAACACGAGCCAUUCAGCCUGGACGAUGACUACAUCUUUCCCAACGACAAGGCCGAGAUCCAGGCGGCCGAUCUUUCCGAUCUAAAUGGUGGCGACUUCCUGGAUGUCAUUGGAAACAUUGAGGAUUUCUUGCCGCAGACCACAGUCUCUCAAAGUGUCAACUUCCUGCUGUCGCCGCAGACCCAAGGACAGGAUGCCCUGGUGGCGCCGCCCAUGGAACUUUUGCAGCAGCAGCAGCAGCAACAAAAUCAGCAGCAACUGCAGGUUGGCAGUCUGCCACAACUGCAAACGCUGCUCACGCUAACCCAACAACAGCAACACUCGAACAGUUCCUCCACUAGUCCGUAUGAGAUCUACCACAGCACUCCCCAGAAGCCGCAGCAACAGCAGCUGUCCGCCAGCUUCUCGCCGGGCAGCCAGGCUUCUCAGUCGCCACUGACCCCACCGCCACCACCGCACGCCAAUCGACCUCAGUACCAGAUGGUAAAGUCGCGCAACAUGCAGGAACUGAUCAAGAAGGGCUUUCCCAUGUCCUCGCCGCCGGAGCGCUCGAUCCUCAGCCAGUCUGCUGCGUUGAGUCCGGGCGGUAGCAGUGGAUUUGGCAGCUCGGUGUCCGGAAACAGUACAACCACCAGUAACCAGACACCCGGAUCAGCCGUGCGCAAGUCCUUUGGCUACCAGAGUGCCGUGGAGAACUCCCAGCUGAGUCGCCUCAGCUCGUCGGCCCCCACGCACCUGGGACUGGAGCACAUCUGGAUGCGGCGAGAGCCACGACAGCAUUUACUCUCAACCGGCUCGCUGGCCGAGGCCGAGAGCUUCUCCUCGCUGAGCACGGGCAGUGUUUUGUCCCCGGAUGGCAUUGACUUUUCGCAGGACGACGAGGAUGACAAUUCGAGCGAGAACAGUGACAACUACGACGAUUUCAGCAGCGAUAAUGGUCUAUCUGGGGAUGAGGAUGAGACGCGCACCUCGACACCGAAUCAUUUGUCCAGCAAGGGCAAAGAGCGGUUCUUCUGGCAGUACAAUGUCCAGGCCAAGGGGCCCAAGGGCAAGAGGCUGGUCUUCCAAUCGAAGCUCGAGGAUCCGCAUGUGCUGAACGAGGUGACGGACCCCGUCUUCAGUCCCACUUGCUCCGUGCGUGGCAUCAAGGUGUACAAGCACAGUGGAAAGGCCCGCAAGGGCGAUGGCAACGACCUGACUCCCAAUGCCAGAAAGCUGCAUAAUAUUGGCAAGGAAUUGGACAAGCUGAGCCGCACCAUCAACGACAUGACGCCAGUUUCCGAGCUGCCCUUCAAUGUGCGCCCAAAGUCGCGCAAGGAGAAGAACAAGCUGGCCUCACGUGCCUGUCGCCUGAAGAAGAAGGCCCAGCAUGAGGCCAACAAAAUAAAGCUUUUCGGCCUUGAAAUUGAACACAAGCGCCUCAUCAAUGGCAUAGCCGAAUUAAAGCAGGCCUUGGUCGUGAAGCAUCGCACCAAGAAUGUGGGCGAAUCAACCGAGGAGGUUGAUCAACAAAUUGCACGCAUUUACGCCACCGCCUCUUCUGGAAUCCGCAUCGCAGGCGGUUCAACGGAUUUCGUGAACAAGGUUCUGGAAAAUAUGCGCGGCGGCAUGCCGAACGGAGGCCUCGAGGAGCUGCGUAAAUCGUCGUAGACCAAAUACAGAAUAUCUAAAGCUAACGAACCGCCCAUCAAGAUUAGUUUUAACAAGUUUAGAGCCACAUAGGAGACCCAAGAACAGCACCAACCAGCCACCAACAACUGAAACCCAUUCUACGACAGGAUUACAAUUGGAUUUAAAUUGGAAUCGCUCUGAAUAGGGAAAACAUUUUCUUGACAUCGGAAUUACUCGAGAAAAUCCUUGCUGAACCUCCAUCCCUCCUUAAGACACAACGAUCUGUUACAUUGUUCUGCAUGAGUGAUAUAAUAUUGAUAACCGAGAUAUAACUGUGAUUUAAAGAGCCUGGGCUUUGUAUGUUUUCUAUGGCAGAAAAUAGAAGAGAAUAUUUUUUACUUUUUCGCGACCACACCGAAACCGGAAAGCCAGAGCCAAACAAACGUAAGAAAAGAAAAACGAAAUUCCUUUUGAAAAUGCAACAUUAACAAAUCGAAAGAAACAAAACAAAAAACGUAAAGAAAGAGGCAACCACAAAACAAAACUGAAAAGAAAAUGUGUAAAAAUACAAAAUUUUGUUUAGCUGUUAAGAUUGUUAAGAAACGACGGAGUGUUAGAGAUGAGCAAGUGAAUUUUGUAGGACUUUGCUACCAGUUUUACCUGCUUAACGAAUAAGGGUUUGAAUUCAUUUGAUUCGAUUGGAAAAGAAAUUAUCUGGAAUGCUAAAAAUCAUUUUAAAAUAAGUUAUAUACAACUGCGAUUUAUCUGUUUAAGUUUUAAAUGCUAUAUUAACGCUGUAUAAUUUGGUUCAAUGUUUUAGCCAUAAGUUUUUACAUUUAACUCAAUGUGGAGAGAGAGCUUUUAUUUAGAACAUAUAUACCUACAUAUUACAUUUAUCGGUAAUCCUAGUUGUUUUGGCCCUCAUCCAAUAUAUAUUUUAUGGUCCUAGGUUGUCGUUUUUAAGUUUUUCAUUUUGUUAAAGAAAGUUUGAUUGUUUCCAAAAAAGAAUGUUUUGCGAAACUUGAUUAAUUUACUUAAAUGCUAUAACUAUCUAUACAUACAUGCGUGGUGAUAUAAUUUUAAUUUUUCUUUUAUGCUUUUAUUUCUUGAUGUUAAAUGUAGGAUUCAAUAUGUCUAAACUCUAUUACUGACAAAAAAUUAAUUUUAAGUUUUUCUAUUAUCCAUACGAUUUGCUUAUGAAAUACCUUCAAUAUAAAUUAUAAUUUAUUAAUUUUAGGCACACAUGAAAACAUUUUCAAGGCUUCAGAUUUACUUUUCACUUGCGGGCUACUCCAAAAAAAAAAAUAUAAGAAAAACACCAAACAAAAAGUAAUUCAACUUUGAGUUUUAUUCUAAUUUGCAUUAUCGAAAUGAAUAUUUUUGCUCUGCUUCGAUGCUAAUUUUGUGAUAUUUGUAUUCAAAUUUUCUUUGUUGUGUAGUUCUUUGGGGCGGGCUCCUUCUCUUUUGGGUUAUUUUUUCCAAUUACUAUUACUAUUUGUAGCCUUCCUUACUGCUAUUUGUUGCUUAACGUGUUGUGUUCAAUUGAUAUCAAAAGAAUUAACUUUCGAAAGAAAAACUACAUUCUAACUGAGGGAAACAGAAACAGAUCGAGAAUGAGAACGAAAAUACAAAUUAUAAAAGUGAUUCAAGUUAAAAACUUAGAACUUAGGUACUCGUAUCACCCACAGCGAUGAACACGUGGACAUAACAAAUUGUAGUUGUUAAUCUAGGCUUAAACAAAUAUAAUAAAAACCGAUUGAGCGCACAUAAAUUAUAAUUCAACACACAAAAUUGGCCAUCAGUUUUAGGGUUUUCAAAUUCAUGUCUUGGGAGCUUAACCUCAUUACAUAAGUGAUAAGAAUUCAAAAUUACAAUUUAGACUUUUAGAAAAACAUCGGGCAAGCGGAAACCCCAUAUAUACACUCACACAAAGUACAAGCGCAAGCAAAAAUACAGAAUAUGCAUGGUCUAUGCAUAUAUCAUAAUUAAGUCAGGUUGCUAAGGUUUUAGGUUGGCUUUGUGUAGAAAGUACAGAGUAAAGCAAACAGAAUUCAAAGCGAAGCAGCAUUGAAAUAAGCACGACAGUUCCUCAGUGUUUAAUAUUGUAUAAUUAACAUAUUAAAUAUAUAUUUAAAACAAAAAAUGUAUGCCUAAAUGUUACGGAUAUUGUAAAUGUGUGUGCUUUAUAUAAAUGUGCUUCAGAGAAAACAACUUUUAUAUACAUAACGAAACUAAGCAAACUACCUCAAAACACGUUGGAAAAGAAGUUCAAGUUUCAUAUUCGAUAGAGAAGCAGAAAAAUUACAAUUUGAAAAGUAAAUAUAAUUUAUAAAAAUAUAUAAAAACCAAGAGCCUGAUUCAUGUGUCCAUUUAAAGCAUAUAAAUAUCUAUAUUAAUAACAGUGCAUAAUUAUGUAUUUUCAAAAUCUUUAAAAUUAGGUAUGAUACGACAAAAAAAAUAAAAAUUAGAUAGUUCACCAAGUCCAAUAGUUGAAGGGCUUGAUGAAGCUGCGGAGAUCAAACAACGAAAUUCUGAAGUCCUCUGCAUUACCAGAACCAAACAUUACAAAAAAAUUCAAAACUAUUUGAAAUGUCCAAAAUGGAUCAAUUGAAAUAAAACCAGAAUAUGAAUAAACAAUGAAAAAACAAAACAACUGUGUUGAAAAUUAAAAAUUUUGUAUGCAUUAAGCAAAAAUUGAAGAAACGUGAAAACAUAACUAUUAUGUCUAAAUAAACACACGUCAGAUGUAUGCACGUCAAAGGAAAACAAUUGUCUAUAUAUUACAAUUACAAAAUACAUACCAAAUUGAAUACAUAUUGAUGAAAUAUAAUAAAUAAUGGCGAAAGCAGAAAAAGAAA
Molecule: messenger RNA, 6350 nt
Organism: Drosophila takahashii
Lineage: Eukaryota; Metazoa; Arthropoda; Insecta; Diptera; Drosophilidae
Gene: REPTOR
Product: repressed by TOR
Biological process (GO): response to unfolded protein; regulation of transcription by RNA polymerase II
Cellular component (GO): nucleus
Molecular function (GO): RNA polymerase II transcription regulatory region sequence-specific DNA binding; DNA-binding transcription factor activity, RNA polymerase II-specific
Source: RefSeq, a predicted model, not a curated record